Brienomyrus brachyistius is the source of this 2136-nucleotide messenger RNA. RefSeq names its product E3 ubiquitin-protein ligase Hakai-like. The record is from RefSeq and is a predicted model, not a curated record. NCBI's taxonomy places the organism in Eukaryota, Metazoa, Chordata, Actinopteri, Osteoglossiformes, Mormyridae. Gene Ontology annotation, biological process: protein ubiquitination; regulation of cell adhesion. The transcript has 7 exons. Bases 350 to 1816 code for a protein of 488 amino acids. Gene Ontology annotation, molecular function: ubiquitin protein ligase activity.
AACUUUGUAGAAACAGCCGCUCGUUACAAUCUCUCCAUACCAUUUUAUUGAUGGUACUUGUGUUACCGUUCUUAUCAAGAGGGUCUACGGUGUAUCAUAACUUAUGGUUUUACAAUAUAUCUCGGUAGCUAUGUGUGUUUAUUUAUUUUAAAUAUUUAGGCAUAAUACUAGGCUAUAUCACGGAAGUUAUAAUAUUGAGCGCCGCGGAUACGCACUUCCGCGGCUCAGUGUUAUAAUACUGAACAUUAUAAUACGGAGGCUGAACGCUGGGGGCGCGCACUUCCGCGGUCCCGCAAGCCGCGCCUGCGCCGGCGUAAGUUCCGCUCCCGUGGUGCAUCGCGCCGGAAUCAUGGACCAGGCUGACGGCGACUUGCAGGGCACGGAGGCCUCCGGGGGUCUGGGGGGUAUCGACGUCCGCAGACGGAUCCCCAUCAAGCUGCUGUCCAAGCAGACCAUUCGUACCAAGCCUGCUGCCGCCCGGACUCUGCGGCCCACCGGGAGGCCGCUGGCCAAGGGCGACGAGGAGAGGUCGGGGGACCCCUUUGGUAACCAGGCAAAGUUUCCCCAGCACAUGUUUUGGGACCAUAAGGUGAAUUUAAUUGGUGAGAAGGACGACAUCCCCGUUCACUUCUGUGAUAAAUGCGGCCUGCCCAUACGCAUUUACGGACGCAUGAUUCCCUGCAAACAUGUGUUCUGCUACGACUGUGCUGUGCUCCACGAGAAGAAGUCUGACAAGAUGUGUCCAGGUGUGUCCCUGUACAGCUGCACGGACCCGGUCCAGCGCAUCGAGCAGUGCCUGCGCGGCUCCCUCUUCAUGUGCAGCAUCGUGCAGGGCUGCAAGCGCACCUACCUGUCGCAGCGCGACCUGCAGGCGCACAUCAACCACCGGCACGUGCGGGCAGCCAAGCCAGCGGGGGGCCGUGCCGGCCUGGGAGGAAGCGAGCCCCUGCACCCGGCCCCCGAGCUGAGCGAGCGCUUCAUGCUACCCCCGCCGCCGCCACACCUGGCCAAGCCACACCUACUGAUGGCACUGCAGCACCCCAGCCGCGACGCCUACGGCCAGCCUCCAGGGCACGAGGAUGUGCGGCCUGUUCAGGCCCCCGCCUCCGCUGCGCCCGACCUACACCCACCGCGCUCCCUGGCCCAGGAGACGUUCCGCAUCACCACGGUAACCACACGCAAGCACAGCAACCUCAUCACUGUGCCCAUCCAGGAUGACUCUGGCAGCAGCUCCUCUUCCCGGGACCCCCUUUCUCACCCUGGCCCCCCCUCCGCUCCGCUGGCCCCGCCCCCCCAUCACCACCCUGGUGACUACCCUGGCCAGCAAGUCGUGCCCCACCCACGGCCUAUGAUGCCCCCGCAGCAGCAUUAUGGGCCGCCUCCUCCCCCGCCACCGAUUAGCCACCCCAUGCAGCACCCCUCCCAGGGGUCAGGGACAGCCCACAUGGUGUAUGGUCAAGCCCCGCCUCCGCCCAUGUCAUCAGGCCCACCCCCCCUCACUCCACCGCCUGGACACAUCAUCAGCUCGAUGCCACCCUACAUGAAUGCCCCGCCCCCAGGGCCUCCUCCCCAGCAUGGGGGCCCCCGAAUAAACGUGCCUCCCCCCCUCCACUACAACCCCGGCUCCAUGCAGCAGUUCCCUGACGAGCCGGGCACACUGAGCCCCCCCUUCAGCCAGCCCGGCAGGCUCAGUCCCGGCAUGUGGCCGGCCCCCCGCGGGCCCCCGCCCCCAAGGAUGCAGGGCCCCCCGCCUCAGGGCCAGAUGCCUGGACCCCACCAUCCAGAUCAGUCUCGGUAUCGGCCGUAUUACCAGUAAAACCAGGAGGAAGCUGUCUGGUGACAGGCAUGGAGAGAUCGAUGGUUAAACUAAACCCUAACCGGGAUUUCCAGUGGCCACGCGUGGGUUCAGGCUUGACUGGCGGAGCUCAACCGGCUCUGCUCGUGUAGACUUGUAAAACCCUAAAAAUGAGGAGGAUGUUAUUUUUAUAUUGUGUGAAAAUGAUUGUUCUGUCCACGGGUAGCUUAUUUUCAAUGAAGAUCUGCAUCUAGAAUUGGGUUUUCAGUGCAUCCUGACUUUAGGGUAGGACUGCUUUCGAAUCAGUUUUGUAUUUCUGAAAAUAAAUUUUUCAAACUGUU